AGAGUUUGUAGCUGAACUGGAACAAAAGGAAACAGAGAGCUUAGCUUCAGAGAGGAAGAGAGAGGUUGAAGAUGACGAGCGGAGGAUACGGGGACUCGUCGGCGAAGAUAGACUACGUGUUUAAGGUGGUGUUGAUCGGCGAUUCGGCGGUGGGGAAGUCGCAGAUACUGGCUCGGUACGCGAGGGACGAGUUCAGCUUGGAUUCGAAGGCCACAAUCGGCGUCGAGUUCCAGACUCGGACGCUUGUUAUCGACCACAAGAGCGUCAAGGCUCAGAUCUGGGACACCGCUGGCCAAGAACGAUACAGAGCGGUGACAAGUGCAUAUUACCGGGGAGCUGUCGGGGCAAUGCUAGUUUACGACAUAACUAGACGCCAAACCUUUGACCACAUCCCCAGAUGGCUAGAAGAGCUGCGUGCUCACGCCGACAAGAACAUCGUGAUAAUCCUUAUCGGGAACAAAUCCGAUCUCGAAGAUCAACGGGCCGUUUCGACGGAAGAUGCCAAGGAAUUCGCAGAGAAGGAAGGUCUUUUCUUCUUGGAGACAUCAGCCCUAAACGCAACAAACGUCGAAUCUGCCUUCUUAACUGUUUUGACAGAAAUCUUUAACAUAGUGAACAAGAAGAGCCUUGCCGCUGCAGAAGAUGAAGGGAACAGCAAUCCUGGUUCGCUUGCUGGUAGGAAGAUCAACAUCGUUCCGGGACCGGCACAGGAGAUACCACCCAAGAGCAGCAUGUGUUGUAAGUCUUAAACCUAUCGAAUUCUUGAUAUUAUUCACAGAUUUACAGUCUUAAAUGGCAAGAUUUUGGUGGGUAUUGUUUGUUCCAUGAGCAUAUAUAUGGUUGGUCGGGUCUUUUGCUAUCUUUGCUGUAUCAAUUUUUCUGUCAAGACACUAUUUGUUCGUGUUCAUCUUUUCUCCUGUCGGAAGUAAUAUCUA
Messenger RNA from Tarenaya hassleriana, 935 nucleotides. Its product is annotated as ras-related protein RABA4a. Gene Ontology annotation, molecular function: GTP binding; GTPase activity. Lineage: Eukaryota; Viridiplantae; Streptophyta; Magnoliopsida; Brassicales; Cleomaceae. The transcript is spliced from 2 exons. The record is from RefSeq and is a predicted model, not a curated record. The coding region runs from base 72 to 749 and encodes 225 amino acids. Gene Ontology annotation, cellular component: endosome.